UGCCACGUCAUUGGUGUCAGUGGGAGGAAUAGUGUCCCAUCAUUGAUAUCAGUGGGAGGAAUAGUGCCCCAUCAUUGGUAUCAGUGUGGGAGGAAUAGUGCCCCAUCAUUGGUGUCAGUGGGGGGAGGAAUAGUGCCCCAUCGUUGGUGUCAGUGGGGGGAGGAAUAGUGCCCCAUCGUUGGUGUCAGUGGGGGGAGGAAUAGUGCCCCAUCGUUGGUGUCAGUGGGGGAGGAAUAGUGCCCCAU
This is a messenger RNA of Staurois parvus, 245 nucleotides long. The record is from the annotation of a GenBank genome assembly. Lineage: Eukaryota; Metazoa; Chordata; Amphibia; Anura; Ranidae.